This is a messenger RNA of Bombyx mandarina (wild silkworm), 2660 nucleotides long. RefSeq lists its product as uncharacterized. NCBI's taxonomy places the organism in Eukaryota, Metazoa, Arthropoda, Insecta, Lepidoptera, Bombycidae. The record is from RefSeq and is a predicted model, not a curated record.
CUAAGUAUUUAAGAUAGAAAAGAUAAAUCAUAUAAAUCACUGUUGUUUCAUAAUUGGUGAAUUUGUUUUGCAAACAAAUCGUACAUUACAAAACUUUUAAAAAGUCUUACUUGUAAAAGUCUUACAUUAAUAAUUAUCUACACUACUAUUUAGGCAUGCCCAUGCGUUUUGGCAUGCCCAUGGCGUUGCCGACGUCCGUAUGCGACGACGACCAACAAUCAACAACUGAACCAAACUGAACCGUAUGCUAGCCUAUCAUAAAGCAAUAAAAAAUUUAAGUAAGUUACACGUUUAAUGAUUAAUGAAUAUUAUUCAUUAGUGCGCAAUAUUUAGGAGUCUUUUAUAAUACAACCCUCAAAUAAAAUAAUACAGAAUAACUUUUUUUUGUAUCUAUGAAACAAUCUUAAUCCUAAAAUCGUGUUGAUUCGUGAACGUAAUCAUGAUUAUCAAGCUUUAUAGAAUAAUAAUUAACAUAAGAGCUAUCGUACAUCAGAUGAAGCAAUAGCGAGUGAUUAAUACAGUGAUAACUAGUCGAUAAAUUAAGCUUAGUCUGCUAAUUUUUUCCAGUCUAGCUGAUGUUUACAGACAGACAAUGUGCUAUUUUAAGCUCGCGUAAUUUGAUUUUUUGGAAUCUAAAAAACAAUGAAGGAUUUUAUUAUUGCACUCCUAGUGUCUAUUUGGAUUCAUCAUGGAUUUACUCAGAUAGCAACAUUUGACGUGAGAUUAGGUAACUUAUACUUAAUGCAACGAGGAUUAGGGUCGCCAUAUGAAUUAAGAGUAGCAAAGGGACAUGAAGCUCUUUUAAAACUGAACAGAGAGUUGGUAAACCAGCAGUCUUGUUCGGUCACAACACCAAAAGGCGUCACGUUUGAUGUUCGCCAGCCCCCUCAAAACAGGUACGAAAGUUGGAGCGAUGGAUGCGGUGUGAGAGUCCGUAACAUAAUUAAAGAAGACGAAGGCAGAUGGAGGUUAACUGCUACUAGAGGAAAUGAUUCUAUAACUGGAUGGUCUGAAGUGCAUGUUCAAGAUGAAAUACCAGAAUACCAUCCAACAACAAUAGCUCUACAAGACGGGGAAAGGCACGCUCAUGUUGACCUCACUACGCUCAACAGCGCCUACUGUUUGGUUGAACAGCCCUUUUCUGAUAUUUCGUUUGUGCCUGGACACUGCAGCGUGACUUUGGAUCGGACCACGAGAGCAGUUCAAGGGAAUUGGAAUGUUGUCCUUGGUCUGCCAGGACAAGUAGCAGAAGUACAAGCCAACACCAAAGUUGAGGUGGAGGUUGAAAGUUUGGACACGGGAUACGUACAAGAUACGAAUGCUAAGAAGUUACAUUUGUACUGCAACAUAUUGCAUACACAGAAGAAUAUCACAUUUUGUCGUUUCCAAAAGAUAACGGAACAUGUUGGUUAUAAUAUUAUGAACGGCUUGAGCGACGGUGCGCACAGUUAUUACGGGGACGGUUUCGAGAUGCGGCACUGUGGUAUGACGGUGGAAAAUCCAACUGAACAAGUGUUCGGUACGUGGCGGUGUACUGUGGGAGUUCAGGAAAGGGUCGGCACUCAAAUACACCAGAGGACACCGAUGCAAGCGUUGAUUAGGGUUUCCCCAUACAAUUUAGGUUCAAGAAUCAUGAAUGAAGUUAAUGAAGACAGCAUUGCGAGUAGAACGAUCUUUGUACAAAGGGAUAUGGGUUUCACAAUAACGUGCAGAGCUGAGGUUUCAUUGAGCUAUUGUUGGUUUCAACAUCCGAACGGAACCCAGUACACUCCUGUGCCACGGAGCGAUGAUUCCGAUGACAGUUUAUUUUGGUAUGCCGGUGAAAGUCUUCAAACUGGCGAUUGUGGUAUAUCGUUUUCUUACGCUACGGAUGAAGAUUCCGGUGAAUGGACUUGUCAUAUGGGUCCAAGAAGGCAAAUGGGAGUCGAAAUUACCGAUAAAUUAGUAGUUCGUGUGACUGGUCCUUUAGCGGCUAGUCAAAAGGAGAUCCCUACGGUGAUUGAUGGGAGUGCUACAUUGUUUUGUAAAACUUCGAAUGGGAACAGACCGCUGGAAUACUGUCGGUUCUUGUCCCCAAAAUUUGUCGGCAUUAGCAUUGAUCCGUCUGUUACAAAGGAAAACGCAAUACUGGGCAGAUACUUUUUUACAACCGGCAGAGAUUUAGAUUAUGGUGAUUGUUCUUUGACGAUUAUAUCGGUAACCAAUGAUGACUUAGGAGAGUGGACAUGCGCUGCUCUACUACACGACGAGGCCGCGGAGAGUAGAGACAUCAUGACACUCUACGUCGAACAAAGAAGUGCAGUUCGAUUUCGAGCCGAUAUAUUGGGGAUGGCGGGUGGCGUUGUUCUGCUGGCUGUAGUUUUAAUAAGUGUUUUGUGGUACAAACGCGAGAAAAUUCGUUCUUAUUGGCGAAAAACAGAUUCUAGCAGCAGAACAGAUAACGUGUCCCUCCAAACGUUUUCUGCGGCUAGCUGGCGCAAAGACAGCGACAGUAGUGGAAGCGCUAAUGGAUCCCAGAAGGCCGGGUCUCGCGACAUUUCAUAAUCACAUACGUAUUCAAACUGGUUGAAGUACUAAAGAUUUUAUCUUUUUUAUUUAUUGCUUAGAUGGGUGCACGAGCUCACAGCCCACCUGGUGUUUAGUGGUUACUGGAGCCCAUA